Penaeus indicus is the source of this 1326-nucleotide messenger RNA. RefSeq lists its product as uncharacterized. NCBI's taxonomy places the organism in Eukaryota, Metazoa, Arthropoda, Malacostraca, Decapoda, Penaeidae. Bases 315 to 821 code for a protein of 168 amino acids. The transcript has 4 exons. The record is from RefSeq and is a predicted model, not a curated record.
GUGAAGGGCUGGCAAAAAGUAGAGGCUGCCAGACAUUAUCUUGGUGCCCAUACACAUCACAUUCUGGUAACUCGCAUCUGUUCCACACACUGAGAGUGCCUCAGACCUGCCUUCCAAUUGCAAUUGCGAUUUGCGAAGUUCUACCUUCGGCCGGGCCUUCAGCUAUGGCCUGGCACCUGCCUUCCCCCUGUACAUGUGUGAUAUUGUGUGACCCUUGAACAGAAGGGUUCAGUAUAGUUUAGAUACUUUAUGUGUAAGCUAAAAAUCAUAUGUAACUGACAGGGACCCAAGCAGAGCUGAAGCUAGGCCUGGUAAUGGAGCUGAAAGUGCAGACAGACGGGGGAGUGAGCUUCAUUUUGCCGACAUUCCUAAAGCCAAGAUACAGUCCUGCUGAUGGUGGUUGUUCUCGUGAUAUGGAGAAGAUAGAGGGGCAGAACGUCAUGUUUGUGAGUAAGCAGUACGCGUAUGAAGUGAAGGCCCACGUGGUAGGGGCUCACAGAAUUGCCCAGAUCACCUCGCACAGUGAGCUCCUCAGUGUCGACAUCAGCGAAGAUGCCUUAAGCGCAGAGCGUGCAGACAGCGACCCCCUGGUGGCCCUCGUGAGCAAGCAGAGGUUCGACGGCUCCUGGCUCCUCGAGGACGUGGCUGAGCUGUGCGGCGUUGCGUGCGCCGUGCUUGGGGAGUGGAAUCCAGCUAAGACGGAGGCGGCGUGGGCGACGGCCCUGGCGCUGGCCCUGCUGGAGAAGCGGCACGCGGAGGCGCGGGACAAGUGGAGUCUCUUGGCCACGAAGGCGCGGGCCUUCCUCUCGGGCUGCCAGUAGGACGCGCAGGCGCUCGCUGAGGCCGCCCGUGCGCUGCUGGAGGCGCGCCCAUAAGCUGUGUUCAUCUGGGUGCAUGGGAGGAAGGGGGCUUACAGAAAGUUAGAGACAAGAAACUAUUUUUAUGGAGCAAAUUUAUAGUCUUUUUUAAGCCGUGAUUCCAGUCAAGACGCAGCGUCCGAGGGCCACCUCCCAUUUCCGUUGCCUUCGCUUACAUUCCUCGCAGGCUGACAUGCCCAAGCUCUAACAGAAUUCCCAAGACAGAGCAGACUACAAAUCCCGUCCAGCCGGCGAGGGAAGGAAGAGAGUCGGGCAGAGAGCGACCGUGGCCUGGCGCCCGCGGCUCCCCAGACGCCGUCGGAGAGUGGCCCGAAGGCGGGCAAUCUCCGACCUGAAUUUGGCCCCAGAAGCAGGCGAGGCAGGUGGAACCGCGGCGUGAAUGUUGGCGCCGAGAGCCACUGGAGACCUCCGGCAGUCUUUUUUUACUUGAAUAAAAAGAAAGGAUUAA